UUUCCAUGAUUCCUUCUCCACCAUCGUUGCCUACCAUUCCUCUCAUUCUCCUCCUCUUAUUCUGCCACCGUUUCAUUCUUUCUUCUUGCGCUUGGUACUCUUUUUCACUUGUAAUAAUUACGUGCACUUCGAUUUUCGAUCGACGUGCGCACAAUCUAGUUUAAAGUUGGUGCUAUUGUUGUCAAUUCUUAGCUGGGUUAAUUUCAAUUUCUUUGAGGACAGAAGUGUUAAUUUCCCUGCAAUUCUCGUUGUUUCGCUUAAAAACAGUUUCUUUAUGCCUUGGUACUUCUUCGAUGAUAAUUGGUUAGCUUCAGACUUGCCCUUUGAAAUCUUGAGUUUUGCCGCUUUCCCGUAUUUCUGGCUUCAAACUACAUAAUAUUUCCAAUCAUCGAAUAAGUUUCUCUUUAAGAGAGAACGUGGGUGAUCAGUAUCUGUAUGUAGUUUCAUUUGUGUGUUUAAGGAACCUUGUUAUCAUUUUAUUCGAAGUGAAUCUUAAUUCAUUAACUGUAAGAGGAAAGCAUCAUUGGUUUCUGAGUGAAUUACAGAGAAGUGGAAUUCCUCGGGCAAUACGUUUAUUGCUCACUCAUGAAAACGCCAAAGGAAAGAUCUACGGAGAUAGUUAUAUCUAGAGGUGUUAAAGAGGAAGAGCAGUCAUCGAAUUUAAAAAUUAAAUCUCAGCUUAACACAGGGAGGACUAAAUCCAUCCAUCCACCUAUUGAAACCCAUUGGCAACUCCGACCUCAGGUAGAACCCAAGCCUUCGAAUUCGGGCUUUAAGUCAAUGAUGUCUUACCCGCUCAAGUUUCGAGACUCCUUGAAGAAAAUUCGAAGGACCAAAAGCUUGCAAUUGGUUCUUGAAGGAGCUCAUGAUCCAAAAGAUGAACAGCUUGUUGAGUCUUUCCGUAAACUGCUUUUUGUUGAUGGUCAUUUGCUGGGAAAACACAAUGACUAUCAUACUCUUCUACGGUUUCUACGAAUGAGGGACUUCGAUUUCUCAAAAUCAAAGGAGAUGAUCGUAAAUUAUCUCAAGUGGCGCGAGGAUUUCGGGGUCGAUACAAUUUCCAAGGAAUUUAAGUUUGAGGAGUAUUCAGAGGUUAAGAAAUACUAUCCCCAUGGAUAUCAUGGGAUUGACAGAUAUGGUAGACCAGUAUAUAUUGAAAGGAUUGGGAUGGUAGACCUUAAUUCCCUUCUGCAAGUAACUGGCAUGGACAGAUUUGUUAAGUACCACGUGUCGGAACAAGAGAAAACAUUGAAUUUGAGAUACCCUGCAUGUUCAAUUGCAGCUAAGAGUCAUAUAGCAUCUACAACAAGUAUCUUGGAUGUAAAUGGAGUGGGAAUAUCUAACUUCUCAAAACCAGCCAGAUAUCUGUUUACUGAAAUUCAAAGGAUUGAUAGCAAUUAUUAUCCUGAGACUCUGAAUAAACUUUUUAUCAUUAAUGCUGGAUCUGGAUUUCGGAUACUGUGGAAAGCAAUCAGGACCUUUCUGGAUGCACGCACAAUAUCAAAAAUUCAUGUACUAGGCUCCAAAUACAUUAGUCAGCUGCUUGAAGUUAUUGACCCAAGCCAUUUGCCAACCUUUUUGGGUGGGAACUGCACAUGUUCUGACUAUGGGGGUUGCCUGUUAAGUGACAAAGGACCUUGGAACAAUCCAGAUAUCAUAGAAACGCUUCAGGCAGUUUCUGCAACAGAAGAUACCUAUGAGGACGCAGAAAACGGUGGUGUGGCUUUAGAAGAUGCCUUCAUGCAGAAUAUGAGACGUGAAGAGUCGGAAAGGGUGGGGGAAACAAAAUAUUCAGUAAAAAAAAUCCGGGCAUUGGAAGUUGCACUUGAAGACACCAAGAUGAAAAUCGAGGCAUUGGAAGCUGCACUUGGGGACACCAAAAUGAUUUUGGAAGGACUUACACAGCAAAUACAAGAUCUGAGCAUUUGAACUUUAAUGUGGCCCUUUGUUACACGUAAAAUUGUAAGUAUACGUAACACUUUUUUUUAUUAUUAGUGUCAUUUUUAAUCAACAUAAUUUGAAUAAAAGUCAAUUAAAAUACGUCACAUUAACUGAGGUAACUCGAGCAAUUAUUGAUGUAUAGAAAUCUGUAUACAUGUGAGGAAACAAACUUCUUGUUGGACGAUUAAUUAGAGCUAUACAUUUGGUAUGAACUGAUCCAAUAUUUAAGCAUCAUGUGGCUCCAGGUCAUUGUGGUCGGCGACAAAGUCAAGCUCCAUGGUGGGAGUUGGACCACGAGGGUUUUCGUGAAUAAAUAAUCAUAGAUUUAUAAUAACAAAAGAUAAACAACAUUAUUUAAGCAUUAUUGUUUACGUGGCAGAAAUAGGAUCCUUUAUGUUACUUUAUUAAAGGCAAAUCAGAAAUUAUUCGACCAGUGAUGUAUAUAAUUAAAAAAUUAAUGUAAAAAAUAAUAAUUUUUUUAAUUAUAAAUUUCACUUUCAAAAGAUCGUGACAGGAGGGAGAAGAGUGUUUCAUUUUUCAAAGAAAGUGAGUGUUAUAAAAAAUAAAAUAAAAAAGAGUAAAUUUUCAGCAAAACACUAAAAAUAAAAUAGAAUAAAAUAAAGAAAAGCGACCAUAUUUAGAAGCUUUUGCGGAGCACUAUGGAUCUCUCCGCCUAAUCCUGAGGAAACACUUUUCCAAAAAACAAAGAACACCACAGAUUCAAUUCACCUGAUCCCUUCCUCCGGAUUCUACCGGAUCUUCAUCCUUCACGUCCUCCCUUUUCCUUUCUUUCUGCUUCUCCGCGAUCAUUCCCAAAAAUCUAAAAAGCUAAAUUUCACAUUAACCAAA
Molecule: messenger RNA, 2790 nt
Organism: Carya illinoinensis
Lineage: Eukaryota; Viridiplantae; Streptophyta; Magnoliopsida; Fagales; Juglandaceae
Product: phosphatidylinositol/phosphatidylcholine transfer protein SFH11
Exons: 12
Coding region: 586-1929 (447 amino acids)
Source: RefSeq, a predicted model, not a curated record